UCAACUUUUAAUUACACUACACACCUGCUUCUAACCCAUCUCUCUCCGUAUCUGAUUGAUUCGUCGUUCAAAUCUCGAAAUCUCCGGCACUGACAAUGGCGAGAGGCUCAUCUCAGUCCCAAUCAUCGUCCUCAUCAACCUCCCGUCCCGGUCCCGUCGGCAUGGCACCUCGCGGCUCCGCGGCGGCGACCGCCGGGAUGAGACGCCGCCGACUCGGAGGCUCCUCCAGUGGUUCGGCCGACGUCGGCGGGGACUCCGGCGGUAACAUGCUCAGAUUCUACACUGACGACGCCCCUGGACUGAAGAUCUCGCCCACAAUGGUCCUCGUCAUGAGCCUCUGCUUCAUCGGCUUCGUCACCGCCCUUCACGUCUUCGGCAAGCUCUACCUCCACCGAUCUGGUGCUGGAUCUUAAUUUCCGAUUCCUCAUCAUCGAGAUUUGGAUGCUUUUUUCUGAUCGGAGCAAUUGGUAAUUGAAAUGCCACGAUUUUUCGCUUUUGUAAAUGUUUUAAUGUUCUAAUUUUUGAUAAAAAGUUGACUUUAAGUUAGUUUUCUUAUGAAGGAAAGAUAGAAAAGGAUUUUAGUUUGGUUGAA
Molecule: messenger RNA, 592 nt
Organism: Cornus florida
Lineage: Eukaryota; Viridiplantae; Streptophyta; Magnoliopsida; Cornales; Cornaceae
Product: protein transport protein Sec61 subunit beta
Exons: 1
Coding region: 96-413 (105 amino acids)
Biological process (GO): intracellular protein transport
Cellular component (GO): Sec61 translocon complex
Source: RefSeq, a predicted model, not a curated record